AUGAGAUCAGUCAUAAAAUCGGAGUUCAAUGCACAGUCCGUCAUAUACGUAACUAAAAAAAAAAUGGCGAAAACAAACUAUAAAAAUAACGUUGCAAGAAUAGUGGAUAACGAUUGCAAGAUCCAUAUGGAGGAAUCGGAAAAGUUGCUGGAACUCGAGAAAUCGCGGAACGCCCAAAUGUGCAUCGAAUUCAAUGAUCUUUGUUAUUCAGUUCAUCAUAACCAUAAAAAGAGAGAGACUGAAAAAACGAUCUUACAUAAUGUAACGGGAUACUUCGAACGGAGGAAAGUCACGGUGAUAAUCGGUCCUUCCGGUGCGGGAAAGACCACUCUGCUGAAAAUCAUAUCAGGCAAACGAUUGACCGACAUUAAGGGCACCAUUACCAUAAACGGCGUUGAACGAAAUAAAGGGACAUUCCGGAAACAGGUGUGCUACGUGCCGCAACAAUUGGCUCUAUUACCGUUUCUCACAACUAGAGAAACUCUUUAUAUAGCGGCUCGACUGAAACUUGAUAUUAAUCAGAAUAAAGAAGCGAUUUGUUCAAUUCUCGUUAAUACGCUGCAUAAUAUGUCGAGAGCAAAUUGCACUGUGAUUUGUGCAAUACAUCAACCCAGUAGUCAAAUAAUUUCGCUCUUCGAUGACAUUAUGGUACUGAGUCAAGGCAGAAGUAUGUACUGCGGUCCAAAGAGCGAGAUUUUAAAGACGUAUAACAUUGCCGGGUUCACGUGUCCCAACUUCUAUAACAUAGCUGAAUUUGUGCUCGAGGUUAUAACCGAACAAAGAGGUGGUGACUUGGAGAAUCUAUACAAAAUUUGUCAUGAUGAAUGCGAAAAAUUCAAAUUACAUAGUAUACAAAAUAAAAACAAAUUGAAUUCAUCAAUUGAUCUGAAGCAAAAAUGUGAAACAAAUAAUACAAGUACACUAAUAAACAACAUAAUACAAGAAAAGUCGACAUGGCAACAGCAAAAAAUUUUAUUUUUACGAGCUCUAAUCUACAUAAAGCGAGAUACAGUCUUAACAAAAAUAAGAUUUGUGACGCACAUCGGUGUCGCGCUGCUAUUAGGAACAGUUUUCUAUAAUUUUGGUGACGAUGCAGAAAAAGUGAACAGUAAUAUCGCUUGCUUGUUUUUCUAUCUGUUAUUUUUAUUCUUUGUGAAUGCCGAACGGACAAUACAAACGUUUCCCAUAGAAGCGGCAGUAUUUUUAAAGGAACAUUUAAAUAAUUGGUAUUCUUUGAGAUCCUAUUAUAGCGUAAAAAUAAUAACGGAUUUCGUGAUGCAAAUACUUUGUACAUCAGCCUUCGUAUUUAUAUCAUAUUAUAUGACAGGACAGCCAAUGGAAUAUGAUAGAAUUCUAAAGACGUGGAUCAUUUGUCUGUUAAUUACGAUGCUUGGACAAACGGUCGGGAUAAUUGCAGGCACAGCGUUUGGUACUGAGUUAGGUAUGUUUUUAUUAUCGGCAACUCAUAUACCAUUAUUGCUCUUCGCUGGAUUUUUUACGAAAAUAGGAGAAAUGUCGCCGUACCUGCAGUUUUUAAGUGUUAUAAGCUAUUUCAGAUAUGCAUUUGAAGGGAUAAUACAGGCGGUUUAUGUUGAUCGACCGAAUCUGAAGUGCUUGGAAAUUUAUUGUCACUUACGUUCACCAAGCAAGAUUCUUUCAAUGGCGGACAUGCCAACAGUACCAUUUUAUGCAGUUCCAAUAAUACUUAGCUCUUGGAUACUCUGUUUACACGCGGUCCACUAUGCAAUACUUCAUUGGAAAAUUUAUUAUGCAAAAAAAUAACGAGUAAAAUUAAUAUUCACCUCAAACUAUAAUACAUAUAUUCUCAAACAAUGUUCUCAAGAUACCUCAAAUAAAAAAUUACUCAUUGAGCAAAUUCUAUCUGCAAUUAAUAUAUGCAGAAUCUCAAGAGAACUAAUGGGAUUAAGAAUAUAAACAGUUUUGUAAAUUGUUUAUAUCUAACACUCAAUAAUAACAAAAAUAAAAUGUGUGAAUUUUACAAUUUCUAGUUUGAGCAAACUACGCGUUGGUAACUGAUUAUGAUGACAGUAAGAAUUUGCGUUUUUUAAAAAUAAGUGGAAGUGUUGUGUGUUUAAGGUCCGAUUGCACCAACAUUACUUUGACUUUAAGCAAGGCUUAAAACUCUUUCCUUCUUUCUUUAAAGCUGAGAUGAAGGAAAAGAUACAGUUUAAAAUAUCAUUUAAAGUCAAAGCAAGUUGGAGCGAUCGCUUUUGGGAAGAUACUAUUAGUGCCAUUCUAUCCUUAUUUUAUGUCUAUGAAUGAUAAAGAUAGAAUAACACAAAUAGCGCUAAUAGUACGUCUCUCCAAACUCACGCAUAGUAAGAGUAGAAGCACUGCGCAUAUUUUUAAUGUUUUAAGUUAGCAAUAAAUUAAAAAGACAAGAUGCUAAGUUAACUGUACAUAAACCAGAUUGAUAGAAGGAUGUAGAAAUGAAGAAAGUGCGGAAGAAGUAAAGUAUAUAUAAAGUAUAGAAAGAUAAAAUAGAUAUUAAAGGAGAUGGGCGGUAGAAAUUUAAAUCGCGAAAAUGGCGGGGAGAUAUACAUAAGACGAGUAAAAAAAUUAAUUGUAAUAAAAAAAGAUAGAAAUAAGAAAGCUAUUUGUAAAAAAAAAAUUAAAAAAAAAGAAUAGGAAGGAGAAGAAUAAGGCAACAAGGCCGAAUGUUGAAGUAUUAAAGAAUGCGAAAUUUAAAAUCGCAAGAAAUAGAAGUACACAGGUAAUAGACGGUAAAAAAAUAACUUAAGAGAAAGAAAUAUAAAGAGAGUAGAAAUGAGAUAUAAUAGAUUAAUAGGUAUAAAUGAAAAUAAGAAGUGAUAGAUAGAAAUUAAGGGAAAAGGAUUAAGAUUUUUAAGGAAAGAAAAUUUGGAAUAAAAAGAAGUGAUGGAGAGAUAACUAGAGGUAUAUUGUAAAUAAAGAUAGAAAUAAACGAUUACGAGAAAACAUUGUAUAUGUACGUCGAAAUUGAUGCGUUAGGGAUUAUAUUUAAAAAAUAGCCAACAUAAAAAAUAGAUGGAUAAAUGUA
This is a messenger RNA of Trachymyrmex septentrionalis, 3040 nucleotides long. Its product is annotated as ATP-binding cassette sub-family G member 4-like. NCBI's taxonomy places the organism in Eukaryota, Metazoa, Arthropoda, Insecta, Hymenoptera, Formicidae. Gene Ontology annotation, molecular function: ATP binding; ABC-type transporter activity; ATP hydrolysis activity. Gene Ontology annotation, cellular component: plasma membrane. The coding region runs from base 1 to 1782 and encodes 593 amino acids. The transcript is spliced from 11 exons. The record is from RefSeq and is a predicted model, not a curated record.